Molecule: messenger RNA, 1851 nt
Organism: Aspergillus chevalieri
Lineage: Eukaryota; Fungi; Ascomycota; Eurotiomycetes; Eurotiales; Aspergillaceae
Exons: 2
Coding region: 1-1851 (616 amino acids)
Source: RefSeq, a predicted model, not a curated record
AUGCGACUUCGAGGAACCGUUAACGCACCCCAACGUCUGAAAGACGGGGCCGCCUACGAGGAGCAUCCGAGACAAUCACUACGCAGAUCUAGGGCUCCACCACCGCAUCAAUACGUCGACUACAAUCCAAAUCUACCCCCUGCUGCAUUUCCGACCCUGGACGAACCACGAGUGGCUGAGAAGAGGGACAAAAAGGCUUUCAGACAGGGGAACACAACACAGCGCCAAGAUGAGCCGAGACGUGAGCCUCAGAACCAAGAUAGCAAGAUUCAUAAUGGGUCCGGCAGGAAAACCAUGAAAGCAGAAGUGGAUGUGAAAGCCGCACCCGAUAAAUUGCCGGAGGGCUGGGUUUUGGUUGAUGGAAAUGAUUGCCCCAUCUCCGUGAGCUGGGUUGCGAGCAACGGGGACUGUAAUCCCAUCUAUACCAGGAAUAUGGACAUUAUGGCGAGUGCAAACAGUAACACGCCUUUGCACUGUGAAGUGGAGGAUAGCGACUACGAGAUGGAUCAUUCCCCUGAUGGAGGAGGUAUGAAUGAAGCCACCCCAAUCCAUGACCCUGAAUGGAGCGACCUCUCCCCGAGGAUUCAGGUCGAGAUCGCUGAUAACCUCCUCCAGCAUUACAAUUGGCCUACAGUCGCUCAUAUGCUUGGGUUAACGGCAAAACAAUGCGAGAAGACACAAGAGUAUAUGAAUCAACGUGAGAAGCAAAUGAACUUGGAGGAUGCGCAACUAGGGCGAAUGCGAGAAAAGCAGCUCAAGGCCCUCCUGAAGAUAGAUAAUAGCGCACUGAAACACGAUAAGUCUCACAAGUUUGUGUUUCGCCGGGCCUCUCGACAAUACGGCCGCAGACUAUCGGACGCCAUCAAAAUGGACUUCUUCUCGUGCUACCCCGGAGAGCUGGUGAGCGCUCAGCGGUUCCUAGAUAAGCGCAGUAUAGACAUAGGCUACGCUGGGAAGUGGAGCGACGGCAUUGCUGAUUGGAGAGCAACCGAGGACGAAAAUAAGUAUACCGUUUCUGAGACAGGCUCACCCUUGGUGAAUGGCUUUGCUCCUAUGGAAGGUUGCAUGGAUGGGGAAACUCCCGAUUUCGAUAUGCCCACGUCUAAACGACCGCAUCUCAGCAUAACCAUAUUACCCGGACAACCAAAAGACAUAUUUGAGCGGCAGGGUGAUCCGGAUCUUUUAAGACUAUACAGCAUCGCCCAUCGUGACACAUUACUUCAUCCUUGUAUCAAGCCGCUAAAGGCAGUCACAUCACCUCUUCCUAUUAUCUAUCAUCUUGUUGAACCUAUGCCUUCGCAACCAAGCACAGGAAGACUCGCGGAAUUAGUCGUAAGGGGGAACCCGGUGCCUGUAUCUACAUGGCUAAGGGACAAACUGAACAAAAUUGGAUUGGAGGUAGAACAAGGGGUCUCCAGAAGCCUUGAAGGUAAAAUGUGGGAAGACGGCAGCGACGACGAGUGGCUAUCUGCAUUUCCUUUAAUGAAACCGGAGCCUAUGUCAUUCGAGAGCCACUCGCAACUGACGCCCCCUGGAAGAGUUAUCCUUGAAAGGAACCCAGAUCACGUCCAGGCGGAUGAGCAAUUUAUGGACUUUGAUGAUAUGAUAGAAAUUGAGGAAAAUGCUACUAAUGACGGGGUUAUGGUUGACAGCUCAGACUCGCGUCCAUCUUCCCCAUCGCCGUCAAGUCUGGGCUUCAGCGACAAUGUCCACUCAAUGACGAGCUAUGUUGAGACCACACCUGAAGUUGAAGUUUCUGAUUGUGAAUCCGAUGAAGAAGAGGAUGAGGUGGUUCUGGUGCCAACGCCUACACCCUCUCCAACGAAAGAACUUUCAAUGGGGAAUCAUUGA